Molecule: messenger RNA, 177 nt
Organism: Paramecium sonneborni
Lineage: Eukaryota; Ciliophora; Oligohymenophorea; Peniculida; Parameciidae
Source: the annotation of a GenBank genome assembly
AUGGAUGAUUUAGCUGCAAUGGAUGCCAGAAUCUAAAUGGUUAAUGAUGAUAAUACAUUUCUUAGAAAAUAGUUGUAGGGUAAAAACGAGUAAUUUCUUCAAUAAGUAAUAAUAAUAUUAAAAGUGUUUUUAAUGAUUUAGAAAAACAAAACCUUGAAGAAAGAGUUCGAUUAGUGA